This is a messenger RNA of Ailuropoda melanoleuca (giant panda), 1328 nucleotides long. RefSeq names its product keratin-associated protein 4-6. The record is from RefSeq and is a predicted model, not a curated record. Bases 32 to 808 code for a protein of 258 amino acids. Gene Ontology annotation, cellular component: keratin filament. NCBI's taxonomy places the organism in Eukaryota, Metazoa, Chordata, Mammalia, Carnivora, Ursidae. The transcript has a single exon.
AACACACCCACAAUUUCCACUCUCUGACGCCAUGGUUAAUUCCUCUUGUGGUUCUGUCUGCUCUGACCAGGGCUGUGGCCACGGCCUCUGCCAGGAGACCUGCUGCUGCCCCUCCAGCUGUGGUUCCNGUGGCUCCAGCUGCUGCAGGCCCAGCUGCUGCAUCUCUAGCUGCUGCCGCCCCACCUGCUGCCAGACCACCUGCUGCAGGACCACCUGCUGCCGCCCCAGCUGCUGUGUGUCCAGCUGCUGCCGCCCCUCCUGCGGUGGCUCCAGCUGCUGUGGGUCCAGCUGCUGCAGGCCCAGCUGCUGCAUCUCUAGCUGCUGCCGCCCUACCUGCUGCCAGACUACCUGCUGCAGGACCACCUGCUGCCGCCCCAGCUGCUGUGUGUCCAGCUGCUGCCGCCCCUCCUGCGGUGGCUCCAGCUGCUGUGGCUCCAGCUGCUGCAGGCCCAGCUGCUGCAUCUCUAGCUGCUGCCGCCCCACCUGCUGCCAGACCACCUGCUGCAGGACCACCUGCUGCCGCCCCAGCUGCUGUGUGUCCAGCUGCUGCCACCCCUCCUGCGGAGGCUCCAGCUGCUGUGGCUCCAGCUGCUGCCGCCCCUCCUGCUGCAUCUCUAGCUGCUGCCGCCCCUCCUGCGGUGGUUCCAGCUGCUGUGGCUCCAGCUGCUGCCAGCCCUCCUGCUGCUGCCCCUCCUGCUGCCUGCGCCCAGUCUGUGGCCGGGUCUCCUGCCACACCACCUGCUACCGCCCCACUUGUGUCAUCUCCACCUGCCCCCGCCCCGUGUGCUGUGCCUCCUCUUGCUGCUGAGACCUUUCCCUGAACCCAGCCUCUUCCCUUCAUUGGGUUCAUCACAGCAGCAGACUCUAUACACCAUAUGAAUGCCUUAGGGGUGGCCAUUCCCAACAACUGUGUGUCCACAUCCCAGCCUCAGGCCAAACUCUCACCUUUGUUGACUUUUCCCCCAAGUGGACACAGAGUAUGGAAUUAGGUAGUAUUCAUAGCAAGAAAUGACUAGAAUUGCCCAAAUUCUACAUGUGACCUUUUGAUUUCUGGGUGCGAAGUCACCCUGUUCCAAACACAGAAAUUCCUGCAGGGUCCUCAGGGGCACUGCUGUCACAGGGUCAGAUCCAAAAGUCUGUAUUUCCUUUUACAGGAGGAUUUCUGUAUCUUUUUGCUGCUUCUGAAUAAAGUUCCACCUUCCUGGCCUAAAAAUACAAUGUUCUUGUGUCUGUUGCUUUGCAGUGAUUGUCCUCAUUUGCUGGGAAAUUAAAGCCAACAUGCCACUGAAUCAGGCUUCCUAGUCCCUGUUCUUACCUUCAGGAAAAUU